UAUUAAUAACGCGGCUGCCCGGCGGGGUCGCGCAGCCAUGGCCAGCUCGGAGCCCCGGCGCAGCGGGGACGGCGCCGCCCCGGCCGCGAGGGAAACAAGAGCACAGGCCACUUCUUUUCAAGAGGAGGGGCACUCUGAAUGCCUGGAUGACACUUUGCCUUUGGAGGGGAUCUUGAAUUUAGAGGACAUUCUCUUCCUGGGGGACACAGGUGACUUUGAUGACACACUGUAUCUGGAAGAGACUGAGAAGCCUGAGGAGACACUGUACAUUGAGGAUAACAGGCAGCCAGAUGAGGCCGUGUGUGUGGAGGAAGCUGUGAAGUCAGAGGACACACUAUGUGUGGAGGAGCCUUUGAAACCGGAGGACACACUGUGUGUGGAGGAGCCUGUGAAGCCGGAGGACACACUGUGUGUGGAGGAGCCUGUGAAGCCGGAGGACACACUGUGUGUGGAGGAGCCUGUGAAGCCGGAGGACACACUGUGUGUGGAGGAGCCUUUGAAACCAGAGGACACACUGUGUGUGGAGGAGCCUGUGAAGCCAGAGGACACACUGUGUGUGGAGGAGCCUGUGAAGCCGGAGGAGACAAGCCCAGAGCAGAUGGCUUAUGGGGGAGAGACGGUCACAAACGAAGAGAAGCCUAACCCCGAGAGCCUUGGAGCCGGGUCUAGUCCCGGCACAGAGGAGAGCCUGAGCAUAGAGGACCUAGAAUUGCUCGAGGGGCGUUUCCAGGAAUGUGUCCAAGCUGUGUCCCAGCUGGAAGAGGAGAGGGAUCAGCUCAUCCAUGAGCUUGUGUUGCUCCGGGAACCAGCUCUCCAGGAGGUGCAACAAGUCCAUCAGGACAUCCUGGAUGCCUACAAACUGCAUGCUCAAGCAGAGCUGGAGAGGGAUGGGCUAAGGGAGGAGAUCCAGCUGGUCAAGCAGAAGCUGUUCAAGGUGACCAAGGAAUGCGUGGCCUACCAAUACCAGCUGGAGUGCCGCCAGCAGGACGUGGCCCAGUUUGCUGAUUUCCGGGAAGUGCUGACGGCACGGGCAGCCCAGCUCUCAGAGGAACUGGCCCAGCUCCGGGAUGCCUAUCAGAAGCAGAAGGAGCAGCUACGGCAACAAAUAGAAGCACCUCCAAGCCAUGGGGACGGACAAUUCCUGCAGGAGAGCCGGCGGCUCUCUGCCCAGUUUGAGAACCUCAUGGCAGAGAGCCGCCAGGGCCUGGAGGAGGAGUAUGAGCCUCAGCUGCUGCGGCUCCUAGAGAGGAAAGAAGCCGCUGCCAAAGCCCUGCAGAAAACCCAGGCAGAGAUCCAGCAGAUGAAGGAGGCUCUGAGGCCCCUGCAAGCAGAGGCCCAGCAGCUCCACCUGCUGAACAGGAACCUGGAGGACCAGAUCACACUUGUGAGGCAAAAACGCGACGAGGAAGUGCAGCAGUACAGGGAACAGCUGGAGAAAAUGGAAGAACAACAGACACAGUUAAGAAGUGGGGUGCAACUCCAGCAACAGAAGAACAAAGAGAUGGAGCAGCUAAGGAUCAGCCUUGCUGAAGAGCUUUCAACUUACAAGAGCUGUUUAGAAAUGUAUGGCCGAAUCUGUAACCCAGAAACAACCAAAAAAGCUUCCUAACAAAGGAUCACUUAAGUAUCCUUUGGACAUACUUUUUUCCAAACAGAGAAGAGUGUGCCAGGAACUUGGCAAGCAAUUCACCCUGGGGAAGAUACAAAUACUGGCUGACCUGUUUAAAAAGAUUCUAGGCUGGCUGGAGGCAGAACACACCAGCCAGCUCUUAGUUGGAUUCUAUUUCACAGGCUGCUGGUAAUGAUUUCAAUGCACGGAGGAACGGCAAAAAAGAGCCUCCUGUCCCUCCUGUCCACCAGCAGCAAAAGAUGAAUCUAUGCACCCUUGCAGUCUUGUGCAGAAUGAAACUUGCCUUGUGUUGACCUAAACCAAAAACAUUUUUUUGGAGCACAGGUGGGGUCAAAAGGCAGCCAAUUUUCAUCAUAUGGGUUUAUAAUUUGAAUUCUUUUGUGCCAUGAGUGUUGGGACUUUAAAUGAAUCCUUUUACAAAGUUUACUUUUUAUGCUGACGCACACAGUUUACUUGUGUCAAGAUUAAUUUUCACUAUACUCUAAAAGAACUUAAGUUCCUGAAAAAAAGGAACUAAAUUUGAAUCUGAAGGUUAAGGAUAUUCAGAUUUCCCUAAAGAUCAUGCCUCAUGAAAAUGAUUUUUGGACAGAGUAAUCUACUUAAACUGAGUGAUUGCAAAGAACCAGGCAUUUUACCUGGUUAUGGCACUUGGCUAUAAAGGCUUUCAGCCUUUAUUUCUCACUUCUACGAACAGGCCCCAGUGAAAAACAUACUGGGGAGAUUCAACCUCUCUAUGAGAAAAGGUUCCAACACCUUUUCCAAAUUUAAAUUUUGCCUUAAAAUCUUGCUGCCACACUGCCUUUGACAUGCUUGAAAGUCCAUGUAGUUCUCUAUGGAUAGACUUCAAAAAGAUGUUAUUUUAUCAAAGAUUAAUCUGUACACCUAUGAUUCAAUGUUUUAUGUCUUUCACUUUCCCUGGGAAGGAGUAAAACUGUUUUCUAUAGCUCUGGGUCUAUUAUAAUUAACUAGAGGCCCGGUGCAUGAAAAUUCAUUCAAUGGAGGGGGGGUGGGUCCCUCAGCCCAGCCUGCCCCUUCUCACAGUCCAGGAGCCCUCAGGGACGGGAGGCGACCUGGCCACCAGGGGAAGGCAACGCCCCAUCACACCUCUGCUGCUGCCACUGCAUACAGCGCCUCGGCCAGCCCUGGGCAGCUGGGGGGCUGAGAGGACUGUGUCGCCAUCUUUGAGGGCGUGACAGUAAUUAGCAUAUCCCCUCCUUAUUGGCUGUGGGCACUACCAUCUUUGCGACAGUGUGAGGGUCAAUUAGCAUAUCCACUCUUUAUUAGAUAGGAUUCUGCUCUUAAUAGUCAAAAACCACAGAAAAUAAUUGUCAUCUGAAGAAUUCUUCUAGAAGCCAGAGACUGGUGUUU
Eptesicus fuscus (big brown bat) is the source of this 2998-nucleotide messenger RNA. RefSeq names its product syncoilin, intermediate filament protein (gene SYNC). Gene Ontology annotation, cellular component: intermediate filament; Z disc; cytosol. Bases 38 to 1609 code for a protein of 523 amino acids. The record is from RefSeq and is a predicted model, not a curated record. Gene Ontology annotation, biological process: intermediate filament-based process. Lineage: Eukaryota; Metazoa; Chordata; Mammalia; Chiroptera; Vespertilionidae. The transcript is spliced from 4 exons.